AUGACGUCUCAACAUUCUGAUUUCGACGCCUUCUACGACGACCAGGUCGCAGCUCAUCGACGGUUCCUUUCGCAACAGAAUCCCUGGGAUCGCAUCACACAACCGAGUGUUCUGAUAUCCUGUCUCAUCGUCGUCCUCACCCUUUCGUACAACUUAUAUGCUUCCACCACCACUCUCCAGGAGUCAAUACGCUUAUUGGGAACAAGUCUCUGGGACGGUCUCGUAUUUAUUGUCCCAGAGAGACUCUUGGAUGCGAUAGACACACCCGAUACCUCCACGACCACAACCUCCUUACCAAUGCUGCGCGCCGAACGAAGCCGACACGAUGUUAAGAGCGACAAGAUGCGAAGGGUCCUGGGGCUGGACCGCUCUGGUGGUGUCAUGUCCUCAGUCCUCCAGGUCCGGAGCCGCGCCCUUUCUCUAACAGGUAGCGUUCUGGGAUUGAAGGGCGAGCCUUUCUGCCCACCAGGCCUCGGUAAUAUGGACAACUCAUGCUACCAAAAUAGCAUCCUCCAGGGACUUUCAUCUCUCAAACCCCUCCCUGAAUACCUCUCCGCCUACCUUGAAGCGUCCGACGACAGCGGCGACCAAGAUGUUGCACAAACAUUACGAACAUUGAUCGCCGAUCUCAACGACGGGACGAAUUACGGAAGAACAUUAUGGACGCCUGGCGUACUCAAGUCCAUGAGCACCUGGACACAACAAGACGCUCAAGAAUACUAUUCUAAAAUACUGGACGACAUUGAUAAAAGUGUUGCCAAAGCUGUCAAAAGCGCGCAGCCUCAGCACCCCGGCCUUGCAGUUAAGAUGGACAAGGACGACACAACUGCGAGUGAGCACAGCGACGACAGUGGUUAUCAAAGUAUGAUUAAUUAUUCCGAAAACAACUUACCUCAUAACCCACUGGAGGGCAUGCUCGCGCAAAGAGUCGCCUGUGUCCAGUGUGGUCAUUCCGAUGGACUAUCGAUGAUCCCCUUCACAUGCUUGACGCUAAGUCUGGGGUUGAACAAGAAUCAGCACGACCUGUAUGAACGGUUGGAUGCGUACAGCAAGGUGGAGGCGAUUGAGAACGUCGAGUGCACCAAAUGUACACUGGUCAGGACUCAGCAACAACUAUCGGCCAUGUCAAAGAAGAUGAAGGAAAACGGGUCACCCAACGAAAAAGUUGUAGAGCAUCUAAACCAGCGAUUGGAGGCAGUCGAGCUCGCCUUGGAAGAAGAUGACUUUGACGACAAGACAUUGACCGAAAAGUGUAAGAUCUCGGCUCAGAACAAAGUCAGUUCGACAAAGACUAAGCAGAUUGUCAUCUCUCGACCACCAAAGAGUUUGGCGAUUCAUAUGCAACGUUCGGUGUUUGACCCCUCUACCUUCAAUAUGAUGAAGAACUCAGCGCCAGUCGAUUUCCCCAUGACGCUAGAUCUUGCACCUUGGUGCUUGGGUAGUACUGGCUCGAAUCCAUUGGACGAAAAGUCGAGACUGGAAGAAGAAUGGGUUACUGACCCUCGAAAAUCGAUGGUAGCCGGCGAUCAGGGUUCAAGCAAGCUUGCAGGACCCAUUUACGAGCUUCGUGCGGUGGUGACACAUUAUGGGCGACACGAGAAUGGCCACUAUAUCUGUUAUCGCAAGUACCCACGACGCAGCCCUCCUACCAAGGCAGCUGAGGAUGACGUGCCUGAUAAUAAGGCUGGUGCUCAGUCGGAGACCAGUACGGAUGAGAAAGAAAGGGAAGAGCCCGAAAUGGAUUGGUGGCGCUUGAGCGAUCACAAUGUCUCCCAAGUCAGCGAGGAUGUUGUCUUGAGUCUUUCCCCUGGCGUCUUCAUGCUCUUCUACGAUUGCGUAGACCCUAGCAUGGUCAUGAACGAUGAAGACGACGUCAACAUGCAAGAUGCAAAUGAAGUCGCGGAUGUAUAUGCCGCAAACAGGCUGGUCGGUGCCACGGGAAAUGCGGCCCCAAUCGGCCAGGGGCUCGAAAGUCAAAAGGCUAAUGGGACGCCAAAGGAGCCAUCUGGAUAUGAAGAAGGUGCCACGUCAUACAGCUCAAAUGGCCAAACUGAUGAAACCAUAACGCGCGGCUCAGAUUUAGCUGCUAACGCGCCUUCACUGAUUCGUGCUGGGCUAUGA
Messenger RNA from Fusarium pseudograminearum CS3096, 2121 nucleotides. RefSeq lists its product as uncharacterized. Gene Ontology annotation, molecular function: cysteine-type endopeptidase activity; cysteine-type deubiquitinase activity. NCBI's taxonomy places the organism in Eukaryota, Fungi, Ascomycota, Sordariomycetes, Hypocreales, Nectriaceae. The coding region runs from base 1 to 2121 and encodes 706 amino acids. The transcript has a single exon. The record is from RefSeq and is a predicted model, not a curated record. Gene Ontology annotation, cellular component: nucleus; cytosol. Gene Ontology annotation, biological process: protein deubiquitination.